Chelonus insularis is the source of this 2151-nucleotide messenger RNA. RefSeq names its product protein TSSC4. The coding region runs from base 145 to 879 and encodes 244 amino acids. The transcript has 2 exons. Lineage: Eukaryota; Metazoa; Arthropoda; Insecta; Hymenoptera; Braconidae. The record is from RefSeq and is a predicted model, not a curated record.
UUUUUGUAUCCAAUGUUUUUAUUAUUUGCUCCAAAACAAAACCUAAAAUACAUACUGUAAACGUAAUUUCGUAUAGUGUGAAAGAUAAGCAAGUAACUCUUCAAUACAAGUAAUAAUAAAAAAAAUCAAUCCUCAAAGAUAAUCAUGAAAAUACCAUCAACUAAUGAGUUUGUGCUACGAGGAGGUGGUUCAGACUUCUCUCAUAAACAAAAAACCCUUUUUGAUGAGUUAUUACAAGCUGAAAAGAAAUAUAAGAAAGAUCAAACAGCAACAGUAAAUUAUAAUGAUUAUGAUUCAAAUGCAUCACAUUCCUCUAGACACACUGGAAAAUCGAAGCAUGGUAAAAUUAGGCAAUUUCAAGGUAGAGAAAGCAUUUUUAAACGUCAAGGACCAUCAAUUUCAUUUCGUCGAGAUAAUACAAUACCAGAUUAUCAUAAACAUCCUCACAAAUGGACUAAAUACAGUUUAGAAGACGUCCAAAAUAAUGAUAUGACUGACAAUACUAAUACUAAUGUUGCGUUAUCAUUUUUGCAAGAAUUAAGAGCCAGAAAUUCUCAGUGUGAAGAAAAUGAUAUAAAAAUGAGUAUCGAUGAGCAAACUGAAAAUGAUGUUUCAACAUCAAGCGAUUCGAUUAAAUCUACACCCAUAGUGUUCAAAAAACCAUUUCCGAAACGUAAUGAGCAAAAACAAGUUACAGUUCCAGCAGACAAUAAAUCAUCUGUGUUUAAAGGUAGUAAAGUUAUUCUUCCGGAAUAUGUUGUAGGUGAAAGGCCUAAAAUUAAUAAAACAAAAAAACCAAAAAAAAUUGCUUCUGAUGAAAAUUGCCAUCAACAGAUAAAAUUAGAUCACUUGAAGGAUUUUGAAGAUGAAUGCAAUUAAAUACAUACAUAAUCUAUUUAUUAUUUUAUAUUCAGAUAAUUAACAUUGCAAUAUAUUAUUAAACUGUAAAUGUUUUGAUAUAGAUUUGAUUCUGAUUCACUGUUAAAUCAUCUCUUUAAUGUCGUAAAUACUAUGAAUAAUUGGCAAAUUAUAGACAUGCAAUAAACAGAAAUGAAUAAUUUGAUAAAAUUAUUUCCAAGUUUCACGCUACGAUAUAUAUAUAUAUAUAUAUAUGCAUGUAAUAUAUAUAUAUAAUUACUUUUACGAACCAGCGUCCUUCUGUACAUAUCAUUUAUAGCAAUUUUCGAUAUAUUUUCGACCCGAAUACAUAAAGUUUUAAUAUAAACGUAUGAAUGAACAAAUAGAACACAAGGAAUUCAAUUUAUUACGACGACAUCUAGUUCAACCAAGUCUGUACAUUUAUGUACUGUCUAAGAACUGUUUUCAAGUUCUUUUCUUAUUUCUAAGGUUCACUGACCUAGAAGAUAAAACAAAUCUAGAACAGUGAUCUGAUCGAGAUAGUGAUCAUGAUUUUAUAGCGAACUUCUGUAAUUUAUUAUUGAUUCAAUGCCAUAAUAGUAAUAUUAUAUUUUUACAAAUUUUUUCUUUCUAACAAAAUAAAUAAGACAAUUUGUAAAAUACUUGGAGUAUUUAUUAUUAUUCUUAUACUUGAUUAAAUUGUAAAAAAUAAUUGUAACUAUAUUUAUUUAAGUAUUAAGAAAAUAUUAGAGUUAUUUUGUAACUUACAAUUAAUUAGUUUCAAUUUCUUAUUGAAAAUGCGAAGAUUAUGUGCAACUCGCGUGUUAUAGAAUACAUAUAAUUUUAUCAACAGUAAGAAGAAAGAAUUUUUCUCUCAUUAUUUCGUUUUUCUUAGUGUUGCAGGUAAAAGUGUAAUUAUAUAUUAAAAAUACAUUUAUUUAUCAUAUUAAAUUAUAACUUUCACAUGUGUUUUUUUUACGUGACAAGUAGAUCCAAUUUAUAAUUUGUGAAUAAUAAAACGUACAUAUACAUUAAUUCGUUUACUCAUCAGUCAUUAAUCAUCAGAUUUCGCUGAUAGGUAUUUCGUGUGAAUAUUGUGUUACGCAUCAAUAGGCAGUGUAUUUAGAUACAUAUUUUAAAUAAAAAAAAAAAAAUAAGAGUAGUAUGUUUGUGUCAAAUUCAGAAUGUUUAAAUCAGCAAAACAAUUGUAUUUACUGAAAAUUGCUGUUCUAUACUUUCGUUUUUUUUCUUUUUAAUGCACUGUAAAACCGAGAUAAAGAAAUAAAUGUAACU